Messenger RNA from Dermatophagoides pteronyssinus (European house dust mite), 1176 nucleotides. RefSeq lists its product as uncharacterized. The record is from RefSeq and is a predicted model, not a curated record. Lineage: Eukaryota; Metazoa; Arthropoda; Arachnida; Sarcoptiformes; Pyroglyphidae.
AUGAUUCUGUUUCAAUAUCUUAUCUGUAUACGAGCUCAUGAAUUAAUAUAUAAUCCACGAAAUAUUCUUUCCGUUUCCUUUCAAUUUCCAUAUGAUUUGAUUGUAAUUAAUCGACAAUCAUAUAAUCAAUGUUUGUUACCAGAACAAGAAUUUAGGGAAAAAAUUGAUGUCAUGCUGGCUGAUUUUCCUUCGAACAAUAUAAAACGAUGGUUUUAUCGUAAUUGGGUCAGUUUCAAAUUAUGGCUGAAUUUUGAACAUGUUGAUCCAGAACGAUUUGCAUCCUUGCCAGAAUUCAAAACAAUAACGACAGUUUCGAUCAAUUGCCGUCGUAGAUUAAUAAUUUUACAAACGAUUUAUGAGCAUAUUUUUUCAAUCAUCAAAAUUGCUUUAGUCCCAUUAUCUUUACAAAUUACCAUACAUUCUUAUCAAAUUCUUUAUCAACCAUUCAAACUUUAUCUAUGGCAACGAUUGCCACUAUUCAUCGGAGAAGUUUGUCUGAUAACUUAUUUCCUAUGGUUGUUAUUAAGAUUCACAGUUUUCAUUGUAAUUAUACAACUAUUGAUACUUACCUAUGUCAAUGGUCAGAUAGAUCUAAUGAAACAUCAAUUGCGCAAUAUUUCUAUGUACGUUUCAAUUAGAGUUGGUCGUUUACGCACAUCAUUCUUCUGUGGUCGUUGGUUGUCUAUCAAAAUUCUAAAGCAACUUUGUGCGAUGCACCGUGAACAUUUACAAUUGUCCGUGUAUUUUUGUCGAGCUUAUCAAGAAUUAUGGGGUCCAUUUUUUCUCAUUUUCAUUACAUUCAGUGUUCCAAUCAAUGUGAUUAGCUUGUUAUCGUUAAGAUCACUAGGCAAUGGUUCCGAACGAAUACUAGUGUAUCUGAUGUUUUUCAUUCAUAGCUCAUCAUUAAUCAGUUUACUUGGCAAUUUGACUGUGCAAACACAUCUCUUACACAGUGUUGCCAGAUAUUUAUCGACCAUAAUUCCUGCAAUCAAAUUCAGCCGAUUAAAAUUUCGUUAUGAAAAUUGGCAUGAUCGAUUAAAUAAUGGAAAGAAAUAUGGACCUAGUUUUGAACCUUUCGGCACAAUUACGAAUCGAACUAUUCUUAAUAUUCUCAUUGUUUAUGUUGGAAUGUUAUUUUUCUUAGUAGAAAAUAUAGAAACAUUUAUGAAUAAAUGA